Molecule: messenger RNA, 2736 nt
Organism: Pseudoliparis swirei
Lineage: Eukaryota; Metazoa; Chordata; Actinopteri; Perciformes; Liparidae
Gene: nes
Product: nestin
Exons: 7
Coding region: 1-2736 (911 amino acids)
Biological process (GO): positive regulation of intermediate filament depolymerization
Cellular component (GO): intermediate filament
Molecular function (GO): CCR5 chemokine receptor binding; intermediate filament binding
Source: RefSeq, a predicted model, not a curated record
AUGGAGGUCCGGAGUGCGCGUGCAUCCUUCCGCCACCGGGAGGAGGAGGAGCAUCAGAUGCUGAACCUGAACCGGCGCCUGGAGGCCUACCUGGGCCGGGUCCAGCUCCUGGAGGAGGAGAACGCGCUGCUCUCCGGGGAGAUCCGAGGCCUGAGGAGCAGCGGCCAGGAGGUGGAGGGGCGGAGGAGGAGGAGGGCGGGCCUGGAGGAGGAGCUGCGGCGGGCCCGGCUGGAGGUGGAGGCUGCCUGGGGGGACCGGGUCCACGCCGACGUGGAGGCCGGUAGGGCGGCGGAUGAGCUGAGAGUCCUGGAGGAGCGGAGGAGGAGGGAGGCGGAGGCCCAGGAGGAGGCCGAGAGGGAGGGGGGGCGGAGCAGGGAGGAGCUGGAGGAGGAGCGGCGGGACCAGGUCCGGCUCAGGGAGCAGGUGGGUCAGCUAGAGGACCACGUGAGGAACCUGAUCCGGACCCAUCACCAGGACGUGGCCCGCUUGGGGGCCACGGUGACCCGGUCCAGAGGGGGGGCACCGCAGGGGGCCGCUGAGGCCCACCUAGACCAGCUGGAGGACUCACUGGACCGGGCCAGGAGCCACUUGGCCCAAGUGGGUCAGGAGAAGAGCCAGAGCCGGCUGCAGCUCCGGGCCCUGGAGGAGCAGAGGGCCUCGGCUCAGACCACCAGGCGGCAGCUGGAGACCUCCGCCGCCCGGCAGGGGGACCGGCACCACCGCGAGGUCCUGCACCUGCAGGAGCACUGGGGCGGCCGCCAGGUGGACCGGCUGCUCCAGGAGAACCGGGACCUGCUGAGGCAGAAGGCGUCUCUGGGCCGCCUACAGAGCUCUGCUGGGCAGCGAAGGCCUCGGGGGGGUCCCCCCCCCGUCGGAUCGGCCCAGAGGCAUCUCCACCUCAGGACCGCCUCCCUCGCAUGGACCGCCUCCCUCGCAUGGACCGCCUCCCUCGCAUGGACCGCCUCCCUCGCAUCCGCCCCGACGGCGGCGCCGGCGCCCGGCAGCCCGACCCCCGUCCCGGAGAUCUCCUCCGACACGACGGAGUCGGCCGACCCCCAAACGCUGCCGGACGGAGGCGAGCAGCGGUCCGGAGCGCCGGAGCUUCAGGAGGAAGUCGUCCACGCCGACCGGAACCGCGGCGCCGUGGACCUCCGGCCGGGGGUCGGCUCUCAGGCGGAGCCGCCCGGCGCCGAUGAAGAGGGCCGGCGCCGGUUCACAACGCCACGGCCGACGAUGACCGAGGAGCGCUCAGACGAGUCCGAUGUGGACGUCCCGCUUGAAGAAUCGGUGGCGAGAGAAGACGAGCAGGAGGCGCCAGAGGAAGAGUUCAGAGGAGAAGACGAAGAGCGAGAGGAACCGCCGGGUUCUGAAACCGAGCCGGGGGCCAGCAGACGGUCCGAAGAGAGCUCCGCCCACAAAGAGACCGACCGCAGCCCCGAUGGAAGCCCGAUGGAGGAGGAGGAGGAGGAGGAGGAGGAGGAGCAGACGAGGCGCUCCGUGGUGGGGACCCAUGAGACGGGUGUGGAGGAUCAGUUGUACCCGGAUGGAGAAGACAUGGACACGUGGGACCGCGUGAUGAAGAGGAGGGUCCACGCCGACCCGGAGGAAGACGUCUCCGCCAGAGAGACGAAGCACGAAGAGAGAGACGCUCGGUCCGACUCGGGCGCAGCGCCGGACCGCGGGGCGGUCGACCGACAGAGCGCCGCCGAAGAGGAAGACGUCGAUGAGGAGGAGGAGGAGGAGGAUUCUCAGAGCGUGUCGCUGUCGUUUGGGACAGAGGGCGACGGCUCCGCCCAGGACGACACGCUCGCCGACACGCGGCCGCUGAUCCGGUACAAGAGCGACGACAACGAGGACCCGGAGAAGAGGUCCGGAGAGACGGGAGCGUGGAGCGAGGCCCGGUCCAAGAGGUCCGGGACCAUGGAGGGUCUGUGCGAGGAAGGCGGAGCGCUGGACGAAGAGUACGACCUUGGGUCCACUCAGGAGGGCAGGGCGGCCGGCCCCGACGAGGAGGAGGAGGAGGAGCUAGAGGAGUUAGCCACCGACAGCUACGGCGCUCACAAGUCUGUCGGGGAGGAGGCGGAGCCAGAGGAGGCUGGGAGGCCACGUUCAGACCGACCUUACGAAGACCUGCGUGACGCUCUGGAGGAUGAGGAGGUCCGGCAUAAAGAUCAGGAGGCGACCGAUGAGCAGGAGGAGGAGGAGCAGGAGGAGGAGGAGGAGCAGGAGGAGGAGGAGCAGGAGCAGGAGGAGGAGCAGGAGCAGGAGGAGGAGCACGAUGUCCCAGGAGAUCCCUCUCGCUGCGCUGACUUCCUCAGCCGGUCCGAUGUGGAAGGAACCAACGACUCAGAGGGUCCGGACUCCGGGGUGCAGGACCAGGAAGGCCUGCAGGGGGCGCCGAGUGCAUCUCGAGGGCGUCUGGUCGAGGAGGUCUCCGACCCAGAAGAGCGGGAAGUCCUGGAGACGCCGAGAGACGACGCCGGAUCCAGAGAUCAGAGAGAAGAAGACGAGGAACGCUCCAAUGAGCUGGAAGCAGCGGGGCAAACCAACCGGGAUCUCGUGUGGGGGAACUCGGAAAACGACGCGGCGAACUCCAGGGCGAAGACGACGGAGAGGGAGCAGGGGGCGUGUCGCAAGGCCGUGGAGGCGGAGCUUGUUUGCUCCGACGUCGAACGCGAGCCGUUUGAGUCCGACGCUCGCGUCUCAUUGGCCGAGAGCCGGCCCAGUCCUGAAUAA